Molecule: messenger RNA, 1302 nt
Organism: Coprinopsis cinerea okayama7#130
Lineage: Eukaryota; Fungi; Basidiomycota; Agaricomycetes; Agaricales; Psathyrellaceae
Product: phenylalanyl-tRNA synthetase
Exons: 3
Coding region: 1-1302 (433 amino acids)
Biological process (GO): phenylalanyl-tRNA aminoacylation
Cellular component (GO): cytoplasm; mitochondrion
Molecular function (GO): tRNA binding; phenylalanine-tRNA ligase activity; ATP binding
Source: RefSeq, a predicted model, not a curated record
AUGCUCUCUCGACGACUUGUGAGCGCGUCUUCGUUGCGGCACCGGCCUCACUGGCAGUGCCGCUACACCUCUUCGCUGCGCCAUGUAACUAUUGGGAACAAGCAAUAUCCUGCCGAUGACUGGACGAACAUUACACCGUCCAUAAUCUCCAAAAUUCCCCUGCAGUUACACAACAAACCCGGACAUCCUCUGGCCACCCUCCGGUCGCUCAUCGAGAACCACUUUACAGGUUUCUCCCAUGUCUCCUCCUUUUCCCCUGUCGUUUCACCCUUCAAGAACUUCGACGAGCUCUCUUUCCCAGCCGACCACCCAGGUCGGGCAGUAACGGACAGUUACUACAUCAACAGGGACCUCAUGCUCCGCACUCACACCUCUGCACACGAAGUCGAGAUGUUCAGAAAGGGCGAAGACAAAUGGCUUCUCACCGCUGACGUCUACCGACGAGACGAAAUCGAUGCCUCUCACUACCCCGUCUUCCACCAAGUCGAAGGUGCACGUAUCUUCGACGCUACGCCUACCGGCCUGAAAGAAGUCCAAGAAGACAACGCACGGCUGGCUGCCCAACUGUCGCAGACCAAUAUCAUCAUCGAGGAUAUCCCACAUGUCUCCCCAACGAAUCCUGUGCAACCUAUGCACGAUCCCAAGUUCUCAGAGGAGGUUGCGUUGAAUCUCAAGUUGAGCCUCAACGGGAUGAUCUACAAGUUGUUCGGAGGGGCGACGAAGGAACCAUUGAGGGUUCGGUGGAUUGAGGCGUAUUUCCCCUUCACUAGCCCGAGUUUUGAAGUAGAGGUGUUCUAUCAGGGCAAAUGGUUGGAGAUUUUGGGGUCUGGAGUGGUUGUUCAGGCGACUUUGGACACGGCUGGUGUAAACAACAAGAUUGGAUGGGCCUUUGGACUGGGAUUAGAACGGAUAGCCAUGGUGCUAUUCUCAAUUCCCGACAUCCGCCUCUUUUGGUCUGCCGACGAGCGGUUCCAUUCUCAGUUCCAGGCAGGAAAGAUCACCACGUUCAAGCCGUACUCCAAGUACCCUGCCUGCUACAAGGAUGUGAGCUUCUGGCUUCCCAAAGAAUCGGCCUUUCACGAGAACGACUUUUGUGAUCUCGUCCGAGACAUGGCUGGUGAUUUGGUCGAGGACGUGAAAAAGAUUGACGAAUUCGUUCACCCCAAGACGAAUAGAACGAGUUUGUGCUACCGAGUCAAUUACCGUUCGAUGGACAGGUCACUUUCCAACCAGGAGAUCAACGCCAUUCAAGCCAAAGUAACUUCGCAGUUGAAGGAUCAAUUCGAAGUCGAGAUUCGAUAG